This is a messenger RNA of Manihot esculenta (cassava), 962 nucleotides long. RefSeq names its product protein FAM32A-like. The transcript is spliced from 3 exons. NCBI's taxonomy places the organism in Eukaryota, Viridiplantae, Streptophyta, Magnoliopsida, Malpighiales, Euphorbiaceae. The record is from RefSeq and is a predicted model, not a curated record. Bases 290 to 700 code for a protein of 136 amino acids. Gene Ontology annotation, cellular component: nucleolus.
AAACAUUAAAAUUGAACUCACAGUCUGGUGGUAGCAAGGCUCGGUUCAAUCCCUUAUAACUCUGGCAAAAAAUAAAAUAAAUAAAUAAAAUAAAAUAAUAUACACGGCAUAGUAACCGGUUCAUUCCACCACGUACUAUAAUCCCUGGACGAGCCCAUAACACAGCCUAGACGAGAAUCUCUUUGAAAUUGAACCGAAUACCGAUUACCCUCCGGCCGACCGAAAUUACCUUAAUAAACUUAGAAGUAAUUGGAUUCUCAGCGGUUCCAGGCUUUUUUGAUUGGAUGAGAUGUCGGCUUACGAGAAUGUCGUUGGUGGGAAGCUGAAACUUAAGGGAAAAGCCUUGAAUGUGAAGCCCGGUGGACUGAAGAAAAAAAAGAAACAAAAGAAACACUACGAUCAAGUUUCUGAAGUCUUGGAGAACGAGCUUUCUGCAGACCAAAAAACAGAAGAGUUAACUGUCACUGGAGAGGAUGUUGUAAAUGAGAAUGGCAAAGUGAGUGAAGAAGGGAAAGCUGCUGCUUAUGAUGAUCAUCUGACACCUGCAGAGAGACGAUACAUAGAGCAGAGAGAGAAAAUUGAUAUCCAUAGAAUGGCCAAAGAAGCUGAUAAAUCUCAUCGUGACAGGAUUCAAGGUUUCAACCAGUAUUUGGCGAACAUGAGCGAGCAUUAUGACAUUCCUAAAGUUGGCCCAGGCUAAAAGUCGCCAUCCACUGCUCAAUGCAUGAAAGACAAGCUUUCCUACAUGUUCAAAUUCUCCUCGGUUAUAUUUAAAGUUUCGUUGUUAUACACCUAUCCUCUAGUAGUCUAGUCUAGCCUAGCCUCUAGAGUGAUUUUCUGUUGACAUGAAAUUGUAUCGUGCUUUCAUUGUGGAUUUAUUAGUCGACUCUCCACUCUCCUAAUCUCUUCCAUUUGAUGAACUGACAAUAUCAACACAGCAUAUCCCCGUGGCUUAUUGGUUC